AUGGCAGACCAACCUCCACAGCUCGAUUCUGAGCUGGAGUCUUUCCGGCAACAAUGGCAGACUGAGCUGAAGCACAAAAAGGUAGACCCAGAAGCCCGGGCGCCUCACUCGAAAAAGGAGUCAUCCUCGUCAUCCAAGCAUUCGGUACCUGCAGAGAUUCCCAAAAGCAUAGUUGCCAAGAGGUCUCAAAUAGAAGAGGAUGAGGAAUACGCACAAUCUCUCGUUUUCGAUGAACCAGCACCGCCCGCGUCCGGUCCGACACUGGAUGGUCAGUCUGAUCCCAAUAAGGCCAGAGAAUUGAUAUCCGCCCUGGAUCACUUUGAAGAAGCUGUCGAAAAGGAGGCAAUCGGUAGCUUAGGGGACAGUCUCAAAUUGUACCGGAAAGCAUUCAGGAUGGAUAAUAGAGUCGACCUGGCAUACCGGAAGAAGCACUUCCCCGCCGGUGCCGCGAAAGCGCCACAGCCCUCAGCAUCAGGUCCCGCGACCGCCGCCACAAGCGCAGCAAACAAGCCCGUAGAGACGCAGACAAUGAGCGAGCUGAUUGCCGGCUUCUCAGGUCUCGCCGUAGCAGCAGCGCCCCCGCCGGUAGAAGGCGACCCGGCGCCGCCCUGCCCCAUUGCCGCCAUGCCUGAAGAGAUCCUCGUCCACAUCUUCAAAGACGUGGCCGUCCUCGACGUCGGCGACUUUGUGCGGCUGUCCCUCGUAUGCAAACGCUUCGCCUACGUCGUCGCCACGGAGCAACAGAUCUGGCGCCGCGUCGCUCUCGGCCCGGAAUUCGGCUUCGCGGGCAUGCACUACCACUGGCAACGCGGCGUCUCUUGGGAACCGCUGGAGGAAGAGGAAGACAACAGCGGCGACCUCGACUACGUGACCAUGGAGGAGCUCGCGCGGCGCCGCAGGGAAGAGGGCGAGGCUACAACCCUCACCCUCCUCCCGGAACUCUACGACUCGUCCUGGCGGAAAAUGUUCCGGCACAGGCCGCGGAUCCGCUUCAACGGGUGCUACAUCAGCACCGUGAACUACAUCCGACCGGGCCAGGCCAACGCCAACCAAAUCACCUGGAACAGCCCCGUCCACAUCGUGACCUACUACCGCUACCUCCGCUUCUUCCGCGACGGCACCGCCAUCAGCCUGCUCACCACCGACGAACCCGGCCACGUCGUGCACUACAUGACAAAGGACCUGCUUGAGCUCCAUCGGCGCAGUAGCGGCGGCGGCACGGCGCACCUGCCGUCCGUCGUCAUGCAGCACGGCCUUCGCGGGCGGUGGCGGCUAUCCUCGGCGCUCGAUCACCCGGACAGGCCGCUCGGGGAGGUCGAGGGCGACGUGGCCGUCGAGACGGAGGGGGUCGGGGCGAAGUACACGUACAGGAUGUAUCUAGAGAUGCGCAACGCCGGCAAGGGCGGCGCGCGCAACACCAAGCUCGUGUGGAAGGGCUUCUACAGCUACAACAAGCUGACGGACGACCUGGGCGAGUUUGCCUUGAAGAACGAUAAGCCCUUCUUCUUUAGUAGAGUAAAGAGCUACGGCGUCGGGGAAUCCGUACUCCUCGCAACAUCCUCCCAAGCCCUCAACCCCUCCAAAACACCCACACACUUAGCCCGAAUCCUCUCCCACCCAUCGCUCCCCAGUGCGACCCUUAACGGCACCUCCUUACCACCACCACCGUCCCCGUCUCCGCCCCCCGUCCUUCACCAUCCCGUCGCCCCGAACCAGCUCCGCGAUCCUCGCUACAGCCUUCUCAGGAGGUAUAAAGCGGGGAAGAGGGUGAUGGAAAUUGUGGAAAGGACCUCGCGGUGGCUUCUUAUAUUAUUCGAUACAAAUUAUGAAGCGGAUACCGACUGGUCCUGGCUGUACAGAAAACCGGCGUACAGAGUUAACGAAAACGAGCAGUCUAGGAUCUGCGGAUUGACCGGAGCUCUCUACACGGCAAACCGACCUAGAAAGCACUUGGCCAAUCCCAUGACAUAUGUUCACUACAUUGCGGGCUUGCGAGUAUCUGUUCCAAAUAACAUGAAAUACCGAGUAGAUGGUUAUGUGCUCGCGGAAACCCCGUAA
Messenger RNA from Colletotrichum lupini, 2058 nucleotides. Its product is annotated as F-box domain-containing protein. Lineage: Eukaryota; Fungi; Ascomycota; Sordariomycetes; Glomerellales; Glomerellaceae. Gene Ontology annotation, cellular component: SCF ubiquitin ligase complex. The transcript has 7 exons. The coding region runs from base 1 to 2058 and encodes 685 amino acids. Gene Ontology annotation, biological process: SCF-dependent proteasomal ubiquitin-dependent protein catabolic process. The record is from RefSeq and is a predicted model, not a curated record. Gene Ontology annotation, molecular function: protein binding.